AUGAAUGCUACAGGCUACGCUCCCCUCCCUGCUAACCUAUUGCCCGGUCCUGCAAACCCGCCAUGGAUGAACAAGGGCGACAACGCGUGGCAGCUCACGGCUGCAACACUUGUCGGUAUGCAGAGUGUGCCGGGGCUUCUGAUUCUGUAUGGAGGUGCAGUGAAGAAGAAAUGGGCAGUGAACUCAGCUUUCAUGGUGCUGUAUGCUUUUGCUUGUGUUCUUGUUUGUUGGGUGGGUUGGGGUUAUAGAUUGUCUUUCGGGGAGAGACUACUUCCAUUUUGGGGAAAGAUCAAUGUAGCACUGGAGGAAAAGUACCUCCUUGAUCCUGCAUUUCUUGGGAUGUUUCCUAAUGCGACUAUGGUGUUUUUCCAAGGCGUUUUCGCGGCAAUUACUCUGAUUUUAAUCGCGGGGGCUGUGUUAGGAAGGAUGAAUUUUUAUGCAUGGAUGUUGUUUGUGCCAUUGUGGUUAACCUUUUCAUACACAAUUACAGCAUUUAGUAUUUGGUCCCCUAAAGGUUUCCUAUCCAAGAUGGGAAUAAUCGAUUACUCGGGUGGAUAUGUCAUCCAUUUGUCUUCUGGAGUUGCCGGAUUCACAGCUGCAUAUUGGGUUGGACCGCGCCUGACCAAGGACAGAGAAAGAUUUCCUCCGAACAACAUCCUUCUUAUGUUGGCAGGGGCAGGGCUGCUCUGGAUGGGUUGGACUGGAUUCAAUGGAGGAGAUCCUUAUGUUGUCAGUGUUGAUGCUUCCUUGGCCGUGUUGAACACCCAUGUAUGCACCGCGACUAGCUUGUUGACAUGGCUCAUACUCGAUAUUCUAUUCUUUGGAAAAGCUUCCAUAAUCGGCGCAGUUCAAGGCAUGAUCACUGGUUUAGUUUGCAUCACUCCUGCAGCAGGGGUUGUACAAGGAUGGGCAGCUAUUAUAAUGGGAGUAUGCUCAGGCUCUAUUCCCUGGUUCACCAUGAUGGUUGUGCACAAAAAGUCUGAGCUCCUGCAGAAAGUUGACGACACAAUGGCCGUUCUACACACUCAUGCCAUUGCUGGAAUGCUCGGAGGGAUCCUCAGUGGUCUCUUUGCUAACCCGAAGCUAAACUUCUUGUUCUAUGGUUUUUACAACAAAUAUGUUGGGCUAUUCUAUAGCUUUGAGAAAGGAAGAGUCCAUCUCGGAUUCAGACAGAUUGGAGUACAACUUAUUGGCAUUCUAUUCGUGAUUGUAGUAAACAUCGUGGUCACAAGUUUGGUAUGCCUUCUGGUGCAACUCAUUGUGCCUCUAAGGAUGUCUGAUGAGGACAUGGAGAUUGGGGACGAAGCUGCUCAUGGAGAGGAAGCUUACGCUAUUUGGGGUCAAGGUGAGAGGCUUGAGAAUUCAAGGAUCUCGACUUGCAAUGACAUUGAAAUGCCGGGGAAUAGGGCCAGGACAACCGGUCAAGUUGAGAUGACAUGAAGUUGCAUCUAGUUUUUUUUUUUUUUUAGAGUGUUUUCAGAAACCCCUUAAGAUCAGGGUCAUUGUUUUUAAAUGAUCAUUUCCAAAAGUCACAAGAACAUAGGAGGUGUGUGUUUCCUUUUGUAGAGCACAUACUCCCAAAUAAGAGAGAAUAAAAGCUCUACUGUUGCUUUGCUUUGUACUAGUUAUUUAUGUUAA
Messenger RNA from Cornus florida, 1638 nucleotides. Its product is annotated as ammonium transporter 2 member 5-like. Gene Ontology annotation, molecular function: ammonium channel activity. The record is from RefSeq and is a predicted model, not a curated record. Bases 1 to 1440 code for a protein of 479 amino acids. Lineage: Eukaryota; Viridiplantae; Streptophyta; Magnoliopsida; Cornales; Cornaceae. Gene Ontology annotation, biological process: ammonium transmembrane transport. Gene Ontology annotation, cellular component: plasma membrane. The transcript has 3 exons.